UUCAGACCUACUGAAUGUGCAAGUAAAAUUUGCUAAAAACCAUUCAAGCCGAGAGAGGAGUAUGAAUUCAAUCAGACACAACUUAUCACUGAACAAAUGCUUCAUGAAGGUGCCUCGCAGCAAGGAUGAUCCAGGCAAGGGCUCCUACUGGGCUAUGGAUACCAGCUACAAGAUGGCAGAGGUCACCCCACGACGCCGCCGCAGCCUCAGGAUGGCGCCGUACAGUCCAGAAUGCAGUUCAAACAGCAGUGGUGAGGCGGGCAUGUUGCCGUGCGCUAUAGACGCCGCGCCCACACCGCCUGCCACGCCCACCACGCCCACAUCGCCCACUGUCACCGCAGUUACUACAGUCAAAGAGGAGCCUAUGGUUAAAGAGGAGAACGAUAUGAGCCACACCGACGACGCACUAUCGGCUUUGAUGAACGAAGAACUGAUGCCAGAUGUAGACAUCAGUAGAG
Messenger RNA from Papilio xuthus (Asian swallowtail), 458 nucleotides. RefSeq names its product forkhead box protein J3-like. Gene Ontology annotation, biological process: regulation of transcription by RNA polymerase II; cell differentiation; anatomical structure morphogenesis. The annotation marks the transcript as partial. The transcript is spliced from 4 exons. The record is from RefSeq and is a predicted model, not a curated record. Lineage: Eukaryota; Metazoa; Arthropoda; Insecta; Lepidoptera; Papilionidae. Gene Ontology annotation, molecular function: RNA polymerase II cis-regulatory region sequence-specific DNA binding; DNA-binding transcription factor activity, RNA polymerase II-specific.